UGUGACCGAAGGUGAAAGCGAAAGCUGAGCACAAGCCAGAGCCCAGCUCGGGAGUCCACAACUGUGCUCGUUAUCCAGAAGCCAGGAGCGUCGCCACACUACUCGGCCUCUCCAGCCUCUGCCUCGGCCCCACGCUCCCACAGGAGUAACUCUUCCCCUCGGCCUCUGCCUUGAUCAUUGGAGCGGGCCCUUCCUGCGCCAUGUCACACCCCACUCUGUCGACCCAGGGGGGCUUCAGCUUCGACCAAUGCCAAAGGAAUGCGGCUCUGGAGAGCUCCUUAUCUGGGCUCAAGGCCCCUCCAGCCCGCAAAACAGGCACCACCAUUGCCGGGCUUGUCUUUCAGGACGGGGUCGUCCUCGGGGCCGACACUCGGGCCACAGACGACAUGGUCGUGGCUGACAAGAACUGUGACAAGAUCCAUUUCAUCGCCCCCAAUAUCUACUGCUGUGGGGCCGGGGUGGCCGCUGAUGCCGAGAUGACCACCCAGAUGCUGUCAUCCAACAUAGAGCUGCAUUCCCUGUCCACAGGCCGGAAGCCCCGCCUGGCCACAGUCACCCGCAUGCUUCGCCAGAUGCUUUUCCGAUACCAGGGUCACAUUGGGACAUCCCUGAUUGUGGGUGGUGUGGACAUCACCGGACCCCACCUUUACUCUGUCUCUCCCUAUGGUUCAUCCCAGCAACUGUUCUUCACUGCCAUGGGUUCGGGACAGGAUGCUGCCAUUGCUAUACUGGAGGAUCGUUUCAAACCAAAUAUGACGUUGGAGGAGGCGCAGCAGCUGGUGGCAGAAGCAGUGACCGCUGGGAUCAUGAAUGACCUUGGCUCUGGGAGUAACGUGGACCUGUGCGUCAUCACUCAAGAAGGAAUUCGAUCUCACCGACCCUAUGGCAUCCAUGGUCGCAAGGGAGAGAGGCAGAGCAGCUGCAGCUACAAGCCUGGAACCACAGCAGUGCUGAGUGAAACAGUGAAGCUGCUGCCCCUGGAGCUGGUGGAAGAAACAGUGCAGACGAUGGAGGUGGAGUGAGAACCCCACUCCAAGGGCAGCUGGAGGUGGGGAAUGACCAUUCACCUCUUCCCAAAGAUGACGUCUCUCACUACUCAAUAAAGAAGUUUUCUGGGA
Messenger RNA from Ornithorhynchus anatinus (platypus), 1118 nucleotides. RefSeq names its product proteasome 20S subunit beta 10 (gene PSMB10). The transcript has 8 exons. Gene Ontology annotation, molecular function: threonine-type endopeptidase activity. Gene Ontology annotation, cellular component: proteasome core complex. Lineage: Eukaryota; Metazoa; Chordata; Mammalia; Monotremata; Ornithorhynchidae. The record is from RefSeq and is a predicted model, not a curated record. The coding region runs from base 201 to 1022 and encodes 273 amino acids.